AUGGCAAGUUCAAGAGGACAAGCACAGUAAGAUGAGGAAGAGAGUCGACCAUCAACCCAAGAUCAAAGCAGGGGACGGACCUCAGGCAAGCCAGUUCAAGAUGUUGAGUUCAGCUGGGGAGUCUGCCGUGCCACACCCCCUAGAGCUGUCAGAAUUCCAGAGCUUCCCAGUGUUCGAGGACAUUAGCCGUCACAUCAAAACAGUCGGGGCCCAGCUGGUAAAGAAAGUCAAUGCCAUCUUUCAGCUAGAUAUCACCAAAGAUGGGAAGACCAUUCUGCAGUGGACCGUUGACCUAAAGAAUGGUCCUGGGGACAUGUACCUGGGAUCAGCAAGGCUCCCAGCAGACACUGUCUUCACAAUCCCAGAGCCUAUCUUUAUGGAGUUGGUUUUGGGCAAAAUGAACCCACAGAAGGCGUUCCUUGCUGGCAAAUUCAAAGUGAGUGGCAAAGUUCUGCUUGGCCAGAAGCUGGAGAGAGUUUUCAAAGACUGGGCUAAGCUUUAA
Molecule: messenger RNA, 502 nt
Organism: Trichechus manatus latirostris (Florida manatee)
Lineage: Eukaryota; Metazoa; Chordata; Mammalia; Sirenia; Trichechidae
Gene: SCP2D1
Product: SCP2 sterol binding domain containing 1
Exons: 1
Coding region: 32-502 (156 amino acids)
Cellular component (GO): cytosol
Source: RefSeq, a predicted model, not a curated record